UCUUUUAUUAUCUUCCGACUAACACAACACAAGCUGACAGAAGUUAUGAAAUGGGUAUAAGGCCGGUCGGGACAUAACUUGCAAAGAGGCUAUUGUACUGUAUUUUUAUUCUUUUUUUAUUAUCAUGUGUUGGAUGUCAAAAGCAUAGUUUAGAUAUGCACUCCCAGAUAUUAUGUAGCGGCACAGCCGCGGUCGUCGCUUCGAGAAGAAUGCGGAAUAUUCUGGGUGCUGUCCUGGGAAGAGACGGCUGGAUGUGGAGAACACAUGAGGUCAAACUUAUCAACACAUCCUCAGGUGACACAGUGAAGAUUGGGGAGAUAUCUUACAAACUCAAAACGCCCCGGAAUCCAGAACUUGUUCCUGUCAAGCACAUUUCAGACUCCUUACCUCAGACAGUGGCACAGCACCUACGAUGGAUUAUGCAGAAAGACCUGUUGGGUCAGGAUGUGUUUCUUAUUGGUCCCCCAGGACCCUUGAGACGAUCCCUAGCUAUGCAGUAUCUUGAGCUGACCAAACGGGAAGUUGAGUAUGUUGCUCUGUCCAGGGACACUACAGAGACUGAUCUGAAACAGAGGAGAGAGAUCCGCUCAGGGACGGCCUUCUACAUAGACCAGUGCGCUGUUAGAGCAGCAACACAAGGUCGAGUCCUGGUCCUGGAGGGGCUGGAGAAGGCAGAGAGAAAUGUACUGCCUGUCCUCAACAACCUUCUGGAAAACAGAGAGAUGCAACUGGAGGAUGGACGCUUCCUUAUGUCAGCUGAGCGUUAUGACAAGCUGCUGCAGGAACACACCAAAGAGGAAUUGGACAGCUGGAAGAUUGUCCGUGUAAGUGAGGACUUUCGGGUGAUCGCUCUUGGUCUUCCUGUCCCCAAGUACAAGGGCAACCCACUGGAUCCUCCUCUUCGCUCUCGAUUCCAGGCCAGAGACAUCUACUACCUACCAUUCAAGGACCAAUUGGAGAUGCUGUACACAGCAGGACCAAACAUUGCUGCAGAAAGAGUGUCCCAGCUGCUGUCACUAGCCACUACGCUGUGCUCCCAAGAAUCAUCCAACCUUGGCCUACCUGACUUCCCUGUGGACAACUUGCUUCCCGCCCUCCAUGUGCUGAAUGCUUUCCCCAUGCUGUCCUCCCAGCAGCUGCUCCAGAGACUUUACCCCUACAGCAGCAUCCUGGGCAAAGAAGGGCGCAGUGCUGUGGAGGGUGUACUCAGUAGAUUUGAGCUUUUGGAUGGUCAUCGUCAGCCAGCACCUAGCACCAUUUUGAAUGUGUCCAGGACAAGGGAUCUUGAGGGGCACGCAGAUGUCACAUUACGUGUCGCAGACAAAGACAUCACCUUUCAGGUUCCAGCAGGCACCAAGGAGCUGCGUCUUCCCAGCAGUAGCCCUACCUUCAUCAGUACGCCAAGCCACUCGCAGCUGAUGGCUGAGAUGAUGCAGUCACACAUGGCAAAAGACAUAUGUCUGAUAGGAGCCAAGGGUUGUGGCAAGUCCGUGAUUGCGAGAGAGUUUGCUGAGAUCCUGGGUUACAGCAUAGAGCCAGUCAUGCUCUACCAGGACAUGACAGCCAGGGACCUUCUGCAGCAGAGAUAUACUCUCCCCAAUGGAGACACAGCAUGGAGGCCGUCUCCACUAGUCACUGCUGCCAUUGAGGGAAAGCUGCUUAUUCUGGACGGUAUACACAGGGUCAACCUGGGAACUCUGGCAGUGCUGUCUAGAUUGCUCCAUGACAGGGAGUUGGAUCUGUAUGAUGGUACCCGGCUGCUGAGGUGGGACAGGUACCAAACACUAAAGGAUCAACUACAGUUCAGUGACCACCAACUUCAAGAGAGGUCAAUCCACCCCAUCCAUCCAUCAUUCAGGGUGCUGGCCUUGGCAGAGCCCCCCGUUGUGGGUGCCAGUGCAAGCAGCAGCAGCAACAGAGGUCAGCAGUGGUUGAGCCCAGAACUGCUCACUAUGUUCCUCUACCACACAGUCACCCCCCUGGCCAGAGCAGAGGAGAUGAGCCUCAUACAGGGACUGACUCCGAAUGUUCCAAUGGAAGCAGCAGAGCAUCUGCUGCACCUCACUCACAGUCUUCGCAAGACGAACGAUCCCACAGCACAGUCUCUGGCCUCUUCUCUCUCCACCAGACAGCUGUUAAGGAUCUGUCGCCGUCUCUCUCAAUACCCUGAGGAGAGCAUCGCCCGUGCUGUCAAUAAGGCUUGUCUUUCCAGGUUCCUGCCUAGUCUGGCCCGUGCCUCUCUCGAAAAAAGCCUGGACAACUGCUCUAUACCGGACACACCAGAUCCUGCUGACACUCGUGACUUCAGCUGUAGGAUAAAGGAAGGUGUGCUGACUGUUGGCAGUGUGUCUGCUCCCGUCUACAAGCCUAACGAGAAAAUUAAGGUUCCAGACGUGCUCUUCUACGAUAAUCCCCAGCACAUGAUGGUGAUGGAAGACAUGUUGAAAGACUUUAUCUUAGGAGAGCACCUCCUCUUGGUGGGCAACCAGGGCGUUGGUAAGAAUAAAAUAGUGGACCGGUUCCUGCACCUUCUGAACAGGCCCCGAGAAUAUUUACAGCUCCAUAGGGAUACAACCGUCCAGACCUUGACCCUGCAGCCCUCAGUCCAAAAUGGCAUAAUCAUGUAUGAAGACUCACCUCUGGUCAAGGCAGUGAAACUGGGUCACAUAUUAGUGAUUGACGAGGCCGACAAAGCUCCCACUAAUGUCACCUGCAUCCUAAAAACCCUGGUGGAGAGCGGAGAGAUGAUUCUGGCCGAUGGACGCAGAAUCAUCUCAGAUCCACGUGAAGCUGAGGGGAAGUCCAACACCAUAGCCAUGCACCCAGACUUCAGGAUGCUUGUCCUGGCUAACCGACCUGGUUUUCCUUUCCUUGGCAAUGACUUUUUUGGAGCUCUAGGUGAUAUUUUUAGCUGCCAUGCUGUGGACAAUCCAAAGCCCCAGGCUGAGCUAGCAAUGCUUCAACAGUAUGGGCCUGAUGUUCCUGAAGCUACUCUGCAGAAACUGGUGGCCGCCUUUGGAGAGCUGAGGUCCAUGGCCGACCAGGGCACCAUCACCUACCCUUAUUCCACGCGAGAAGUGGUCAACAUUGUCAAACACCUUCAGAAAUUCCCUGACGAGGGUUUGGCCAACGUGGUGCGAAAUGUCUUCGACUUUGACUCAUACAACAAAGACGUGAGAGAGGUUCUGAUCGAAGCACUGCACAAGCACGGGAUUCCUAUUGGAGCCAAGCCAAGCUCUGUCAAACUGGCUAAGGAGUUACCGCUGCCAGAGGUUAAGAUGACGGGGUACUGGACAAUAAACCAAGGAGGCAAUGCUCGUCGCAAACUGCUCUGUCCCACUGAGACACACCCUAUAGACAUCAAGGGUCCAGUGUUUCUGCGUGUUCAGGGUCACCCCUGCAACAGACAGGAAAGCAGGGCUUUGAGUUUCAGCGAAGAGAAAGCCCACUGGCAGAUUCCCAUGAGUGAGGUCAACAUCAUCUGCGAUGUCACCACCAAAGAUGAUGUUCUGUACGUGGCAACCUGUAAUCCAGUGUCCUUGUACUCAAUGAAGGAGCAUGGGGACAAAAUUCAUUGCAUGGAGCUUUAUGACGUCUUCCCCAGGACCAUCAGUGGUGUUUGGCAGCCCUUUGUCACCAUCGCUCCACUUGGGAGUCCCCUGGAUGGACAGGUGGUGCUGCACGAGGAGCAGAGUAACACAGUGCUUCAUUUGGACAUGGUAACAGGCGCCGUGCGGAGGCUCAUGUUGUCUCCAGACAGUGAGCAGCCCUCAACUAGCACCUCGAAUUGGUGGAGCAGUAAGGAACAACAGGGGGGCCAUAAGAUGUGUCAUGACUUCGCCCACAAAAACUGGCUUCUCUUCUAUAAGGAGAAUGGCAAUCAGCUGGACGUGCUGGAUGUGCUGGAGGGCCGGGUUCACUCCAUAUCCCUUCCAAUUAACCUCAAGUCUGUAUUCCUGGUGGCAGAGGACCGCUGGCUGCUGCUGGAGAGCAACUCUAACAAGAAGUUCCUGCUGACCAAGCCCAUGCAUAUGGCAGCUGAAGACUCUGGAGUUUGUCAGCUCCACAGCAUCAGUGAGGACUCAGUGAGCACAGGCCAUGGAGCCACCUCAGCUGAGGUGUCCUUACCCCAGAUGUUGUCCUGUGAACAGCUGCCCAAUGAGAACCUCAGUGCCGCUUUGAACCAGAAGAUUGUUUCACCUAACCGUAUACUGGCUGACACUGCCUCCUUUGCGCGGGUCGUGGUGGGCUUUCCAGACCUCGUGUCCCCUAAUGAGGUUUACAGCUUUAAGAGGCCUGCUGAUCUGUUAGAGAUGAAGAGUGGUGAGAAGGGAAGUCACAUGUUCCUCAGAGGUGGGCUUCGGUCCAGCACAGCCAAAAGGGACAAUUGUGUCAGUCUGCUCUCAGCUAAUCAGGUGGUCCGGGCCCUUCCUCCAAACAAAGUGCCUCUGAAGGAGGUCUACCCAAAAGAUGUCACACCUCCAAUGACAGCGGCUUACCUGGAAGUGACAGAUCUUAACUCCAAAAAAGUCAAAUAUAUUCCUGUCCCAAGGUCAAUGUCUGUGUCGCCUUACACCAGCUGGUUGUCCAAGAUUUCAGAGUCUGAUGUGCUGAUGACUCCUCUCGGUACUGGAGGUGUGGUCACAGUGGAUAUGGGGGGCUAUGUCCGUCUCUGGGAGACGGGAUUGGACACCCUGCAGCGAUCACUGAUGGAAUGGAGGAAUAUGAUUGGGACGGAGGAUGGCAGACCUAUUCAGAUCACCGUCCAGAGGGACAGCGGCCAGGAUGUCACUGCCCCAAAACAUGGCAAGGUUGACCCCAACAACGCUCCUCACGUUGGGGGAAACCAGUGGGCGGGAGGCACAGGCGGCAGAGACACAGCGGGGCUGGGUGGCAAAGGGGGGCCCUAUCGGCUAGAUGCAGGGCACAAGGUGUACCAGGUGUCCCAGGCUGAGAAAGACGCAGUUCCAGAAGAGGUGCGCAGGGCCGCACGUGAAAUGGGUGAAAAGGCCUUCAAAGAAAGGUUGAAGGAGAUUGAUAUGAGUGAGUACGAUGCUGCCACGUAUGAGCGCUUUUCUAACGCUGUCAGGAGACAAGUUCAGUCUCUACGUAUUAUCUUGGACACUUUACAGGCUAAAGGGAAAGAAAGACAAUGGUUGAAGAACCAGGCUCUAGGAGAAUUGGAUGAUGCUAAAAUCAUCGAUGGACUGACUGGAGAGAAGGCUAUAUAUAAACGCAGGGGAGAACUGGAUCCAGAGCUGGGCAGCCCUCAGCAGAAGCCCAAGCGUUUACGAGUCUUAGCUGACGUGUCGGGCAGCAUGUACCGCUUCAACGGCGUGGAUGGCAGGCUGGAGCGCUCCAUGGAGGCAGUGUGCAUGGUCAUGGAGGCUCUAGAGAGCUAUGAGCACAAGUUCAAGUAUGACAUAGUGGGCCACUCUGGUGACGGCUACGACAUCGAGCUGGUCCGAGCGGACAAAGUUCCCAAGAAUAACAAGCAGAGACUCAAAGUCCUCAAGACCAUGCAUGCCCACUCUCAGUUCUGCAUGAGUGGUGACUACACUCUGGAGGGCACAGAUGCCAGCAUUAAGGAGCUGACAAGAGAAGAGGCCGAUGAGCACUUUGUGGUGGUGCUCAGCGAUGCCAACUUGGAACGCUAUGGCAUCCGGCCCGAGCGAUUCGCCCAAGUCCUGACCUCGGACCCACAGGUCAAUGCCUUUGCUAUCUUCAUUGGAUCCCUUGGGGAUCAGGCUGAAAGACUCCAAAAGACCCUGCCAGCUGGGAGAUCCUUUGUUGCCAUGGACACCAAGCAGAUCCCCCAAAUACUGCAGCAGAUCUUUACAUCUACAGUGCUGUCCAAUGCCUGAGACUGACACAAACAAAAACGCACAUGCACACAGAAACACACACACUCUCUUCUUAUCUCACACAGUCCAAACCUCCAAAUGAGUUGAGUGAUAACUCACUUUUUGUAUCAGAUUCUAAAACUUUCUCUGACUGUACCAGGUCUGAAGACUCACCUCUGUACAAGCCUGAAGGGCAAAGACAGUUAUGUUUACUAUUCAACAGAAGCCUUCAGUCAAAAUGUGACAGUGUUGUGUUAGCGUGACAGAGUUAAAUAAUAUCUAGAUGUGUUGUACCGUCCCUCUGGGAAUAAGAACUGUACAGUGUGGUCUGUGAUUAUGUGCACAAUGACUGCAUUACUGUCAAAUGACACGCACUGCACUGAUAACUGCAGUGACAUUAUGAAUGCCUGGAGCCUGUCUCAGACCCCAUGUUGGGAUCAAGCACAUAGUCCAGCCUAUUGUUGUUUUGUGUUUUGGGCUGAUAGUGUGCUGACGCACGCACACGUACGUUCUCGUCCUGUUUUGGGUUGUGAGCAACUUUACUUAGAAAGGACGGGUCAUGAACUUGGAACAGCCUCACUUAUUUGGACUUCCUCCUCAUUUCUCAUCUGUCACACAGAAAAGCACACAGACACACGCAUGACGGGCAACACCAACACACCACCUGAGCGACACUUGGAUGUGGCUAGCGGCAGUAACUUGGCUCUUUUGGAAUGUCGUGACUGUGACCAGGGAAUUUCCCACCUGACUGCACACGCUCUUUAAAGGCAGCCGCUGUUGCCCAAGCCCCUGCCGCGUGUGUGUGUGUGUGUGUGUGUGUUCUCCCCAAGCAUCUAUGUCAACAUGCACAAGCCUUUUCCUUCCUGACUGCUGGACCUUGUGACACCGCAUGCUCGUCUCAGUCCAGCAAGGAAUCUGAGAUGGCCUUUUAUUGCCAGACCUCUCACUCCUCUCUUUCUUUCUCAAACAUACUCAUGACCACCUUCGCCACUACAAGGCAAAUUAGCAGAAAAUUCUCUGACUGUCUGUGUCUGUGUGCAUAGUUGUGUGUGUUUGUGUGCAUCAUUUGAAUCAGGCUGUGCCGUCUGAUUAAUUCUUCCUGUCUGUGCCAACUGUGUCCAACUGCGUAUCAGUCUGGCCCCUGGUUGUGAUACUUGGUGUUCACGCCUCACUAUGCUUCACUGACAGGAUCAAUAGAACAGCCGUUCUAGCUAUCCAUUGUUCAUUGAUCCCUCUCUGAUAGAGGUCCUGUCAGUGUUUUUAUUAACCCACUUCUGUCUUUGACCCUCUCUCUUACUUGUUUUCCAAUUCUGCUGAUUAGUAGGAUGUAGUAAAAUUGACAUUUUGCCUUCAUGAAAAGAUGUUGAAAUUUCAUGUUUGGGUAUAAUUUAAAGUGUGCAUAGAAGCAUUUUAAUAUUAUAUACAGAAAGAUAGAUUUCAAUCUCUUUAGUUUUAGCGAAUUGUACAUUAUUUUAUGUAAUUACUGUGUGAAAAAAAUUGUACAAGUGUUGUAAGAAAUUGUAAUAAAUUCAUGCUAAUAAUGCUC
Molecule: messenger RNA, 7389 nt
Organism: Acanthopagrus latus (yellowfin seabream)
Lineage: Eukaryota; Metazoa; Chordata; Actinopteri; Spariformes; Sparidae
Gene: vwa8
Product: von Willebrand factor A domain containing 8
Exons: 45
Coding region: 156-5864 (1902 amino acids)
Cellular component (GO): cytoplasm
Molecular function (GO): ATP hydrolysis activity; ATP binding
Source: RefSeq, a predicted model, not a curated record